AGUCGUAGCCGGCUUAUUUUGUGUUGAUCAAGUUUAUAAAAUUCGAAACUGUUUAUAUUCAAUUGCACUACUUACAUACAUGAGUUUUUCGCACAAUAUGAACUCAUAGUUUAGAAUUAUAUAAAAUUCCUUUCAAAAUUCAUCAUAAAUUCACACUGAACAAUGUCAGCCCGUCAAAAGUGCUUGAUAUACCUCAGUGGUGCAUUCAUUCGCUUUUGGUUAAUGAGGUACUCGGGUUUACAAAGAGUUAUCGAGGAAAGAGUUGAAGUUUCCACACCAUUGAAUUCCUGGAAGCGAGUCACCGAGGGAGUUCACUUGAUGAAAAAUGGGAUAUCUCCCUAUGAAGGUGACCUUUUCCACGAGACUCCUCUCGGACUAUUUUUCUAUUCGUGGCUCCUCACUCUGAAGCAACCUCUGCUGGACCUCUUUUUCAUCCUGAUGGACGCAGCCACCUGUCUUUGCCUGCAAUCAGUGGCUGCGAGCUACUCUGCUCAAGCUGUGGCGAAAGAGAGGGAAAAUAAGAAAAAGUACUCUGAAGACUCGCAUGGAAUAAUUUUAACCGAGGAACAAGUUCAGCGCGUUCCGCUCUACGUGGUUUUCUGCUUCAAUUUUAAUCCAUUCAGCGUUCUUAGCUGCGUGGGAAAGACAACCACGGUGGUGAACAACUUUUUCGUGGCACUUACCCUGCUGUCCAUGUGCAAAGGUUGGAUGUUCCUCUGCUGCGCUGCCCUAGCCGUCGCCACGUACCAGACCUUUUAUUCCAUGGUCUUCAUCGUUCCGUCCUGUAUGUAUAUCAUACAGUUGAAGAAAAUCAAGAAAUCGUGGCCCGUUAUCCUGAUAAUGGUGACCACCUUUGGCGUUUUCCUUGGUUCGCUUCUCUACCUAUCAAUGGUCUUCACCGACAGCUGGACAUUCCUCUCAUCGACUUAUAAAUUCUUAAUCCUGGUGCCAGAUCUGCGACCCAACGUUGGCCUUUUUUGGUACUUCUUCACAGAAAUGUUUGAGCAUUUCCGAGCCCUUUUCGUCUGUGCAUUCCAAAUCAACUGUUUUCUCUACUUGGCGCCACUAGCACUGCGUCUUCGUAAGGAGCCCAUGCUGCUGGCCUUCAGCCUUGCCGCCCUGAUUACUGUCUUCAGGUCGUACCCUUCAGUCAGCGACCUUGGCUUCUACUUUGGAAUGCUGCCGAUUUGGCUGCAUCUUCUUCCAUACAUGCAGCAGGGCUUUGUGGUUUGCUGCUUCAUUUUGUUUUCAAGUGGACUUGGCCCGGUUGUGUGGCAAUUGUGGAUCUACAUGCGGUCUGGCAACGCCAACUUCUACUUUGGAGUUACACUGGCUUUUGCCACAGCUCAAAUUUUCCUCAUCACAGACAUCCUCUUUGCGUACAUCAAACGAGAGUUCACACUAGUCAACGGAACAAAGCGAGAACUGAAAGGAAAGCCAGCCAAACUCGUCCUGGAGUAAUAAUAAUUGCAUUUUUUGUCUGAUUGUGUACUGAGAUCGGGUGCUGUUUGUUUCAUAUAAAUAAAAUACGUUUACGUGUCAA
Molecule: messenger RNA, 1543 nt
Organism: Cloeon dipterum
Lineage: Eukaryota; Metazoa; Arthropoda; Insecta; Ephemeroptera; Baetidae
Gene: PIG-U
Product: phosphatidylinositol glycan anchor biosynthesis class U
Exons: 7
Coding region: 163-1461 (432 amino acids)
Biological process (GO): attachment of GPI anchor to protein
Cellular component (GO): GPI-anchor transamidase complex; membrane
Source: RefSeq, a predicted model, not a curated record